Suillus clintonianus is the source of this 6103-nucleotide messenger RNA. RefSeq lists its product as uncharacterized. Lineage: Eukaryota; Fungi; Basidiomycota; Agaricomycetes; Boletales; Suillaceae. Gene Ontology annotation, molecular function: protein binding. The record is from RefSeq and is a predicted model, not a curated record. The transcript is spliced from 31 exons. The coding region runs from base 103 to 6051 and encodes 1982 amino acids.
UCGGCUCUCGCAUGUACGUACUUGCACUAUUCAACAUACCCCCAUCGUGAUUCUCUAGGUUGUGUUCUACUGAUUGGGACUUUGAACACAGUUCCCGUCGAGAUGUUUCGGUCACUUCUUGCACCAUGGCAAAGUCACGAGGAACACGCGCCCACUGCGCCUGCAAUUAAUAUCACUAGCGGCAAUACCCCAGAUUCCAGCAACGGAAGUGAAAAUGCGGCGCAACAAUCCAUGCGGGAUAUGGUGGAGGAACUGAAAGUAACAGAGAAAGUAGUCGCGAAGACGACUCUCCUGCAACGGAUUGCAGACCUCGUUCGUGAAGUACCUGAAACGAAAAACGCGUUUCGCAGUUCAGACGGAUUUCUCUUACUCGUUCACGUGCUUUCUACACUGUCAACGAGGAUCGGACGACGAGGAUCCCAACAGACGCGUGAUGUCAUAACUUGUAUCAAGUUGGCGUUCACGUUGGCCUCUGAGGCUUUGAAGGGACAUGCAGCGAAUCUUAAGUUCUUCGAGGAAUUCAUAGGCUACUCUUCGCUUUCUGAUGCUGUGGACCUGCUGGUCUGCAAUGUGUUGACUGCGGAUGUGACCCUCGGGUGCUUGUUAGCUCUUUCUUUUGGUGAUCUCUUCCUUGUGGAAUUUUUCAGCUCAUUACGAACAAAUUUACCUGAUACCGAGGCGAUGCACAUCCACUUCCUGGAAUUCGCACCUGGUCUAGCCAGUAUCAACCUUCCCGGAGCAUUCAGUGUUCUUUGGAGCUUCGUUCUGCGAACCAUCAACACGGACCCCGCCUUGAGGCUCAUCGUUUACCGGCUUCUAGAACACUUGACACACAGCACGCAUAGAAACCUCGCCGUCUUGAGCACGCAAAAUGUCCUGCCGCACCUUUUCAGAUCGUGGAAGGCUAAUAUGAGUAGCGCAGGAGAUGACGAUAAAGAGCACCGUAUCCUAGCAAAGAUUCUUCGCCAUCUUUUCGAAAUGGGUGCUAGUACCCAGGACUCGAGGGAUUUACUGCAGUGCAUUGGGAAGCAAGAUGGAUCUGUGGAUAUAGACAUGUUGGAACUUCUGCGCUCAAGUGCGAAGUCGAGGUGGCCACAGCACUUCUCACUCAAAGGUUGUUCUGCACUUGCAAUUUCGUCUACAGAAAUGAAGGCUCUCCCUGCCCAUGGGUUCACAUUCAUGGCUUGGAUUUGGCUCGAAAGGAUGCCUUCGGAGCCACACAAGUUGUUCAGCAUAUCUUUUGGGUCCAAUGAUGCCGUGGCUCUCUCUGUCGGUAGCAACGGGGCAUUAGCCUUGCGAUCACGCGCAGUUCAAAAAGUUGUAAUGCUUCCAAAGUCGAAAGUGACAACUUCUCGAUGGACUCACGUCACCCUUGUGCAUCAUCCACAUAAAUCAUCACAUCCUUCUGUUUGCUUGUUCAUUGAUGGCGUUUUAAGCGACUCAUUCCAAUGGUCAUAUCCAAAGUUCGAUGAGGCGUCGCCUGCGACUUUCAUGGUAGGAGAUGACGUUGCCGCAGUUGAAUCUAGCUGGUGUGUGGCUUCUGCCUACUUGCUUUCGAUCGCGCUCGAUGACGACUUUCCGAGGUUUAUACACCACCUGGGCCCCCGAUAUUCCGAGUCAUUCCAAGAUCAGACUCUCAUCAGGUUCCUGACGUACGAAGCGUCGACGUCUUUGAACAUGCAUAUCAUAGCUCAAGGCGCAGCACUAUCUGAGAAUUCGCAACUCAAGAAGGCCAUUCGCGGAGACUCGAUCAUUAGCGAUUCAUCGAUUAUAUUUCGUGUCGUACCUCAACCGCACGAUAAAAAGGACCAAAUUGUAACUCGAGGCGAUGUAUUUACGGUAUGCUGUCAGCCGCUGGACCUUGCUGUGUGGAGCAUUGGCGGGGCGGCUCUCUUGCUGCGCCUAGUAGCACUUGCUCAAACGCCGCAUGAGCUUUCCAAAGCAUUGAAUGUCUUUUCCGACUGUCUUCGCAACAGUUGGCAAAAUUCUUAUGACAUGGAAAGCUUACAUGGUUAUGAUGUUCUUGCAAGCACGCUGAAAGCUCGGAGUCAUCUCAUAAAUAUGACCAGCUUUGAAAUAUUGUUUGAAUUCCUCGGUUUAAAUUUCCGCUCUCCAGAUUUAUCCACUGUUGUCAACACCAUUGCUUACAGAGCUGUGGCACUCGACUUUGAGCUGUGGUCAAAAACCAGUGCCGACAUCCAACGGGCUCAUCUCGAACAUUUCGCCUUCCUGUUGCGUGCCAGCAGAUAUAGAAAGUUCAACAUCAAGAUGCGAUUGUCGAAGCUAGGCAUCGUACGCAAGUUGUUGUUCGCCAUCCAGUCAACUUGGUACCCACAAGAGUCUAUACCGCUUGUUGUCAACGCGCUGGUACUUGUUGCGCAAUCGUCUUUUACAGCGGAGGAAGCUAUCAAACCAAUUGUUUCUUACAUAGCUGCCGCCCUUGCUGAAGAAUCUCGAUCAUCGUAUUCAUCGUCACCUAGAUCAUCAAUGUCCCGUGGAGACUUGCUACGGUCUAGUACCAGAGAUAAAGCCGAUCAAGUCCUUGAAGCGCUUGUUUCCAUGAUGCGCAUCCCUUCACUUCACUCUAAGCUUGCUGAUACGCUUCCUAUGCACCGAAUUUGUUUACUGCUGCUUGGGAGUCAUCCAUCCUCACAUACUGCCUGCCAGGUGCUUGGCAUGCUCGGCCUCAGACUUAAGGCCUCUUCAUCAUCUGGCAAAAACUUCGAGUUGGCUAGUGGUUGGGAUAUUCUAAAGACUGUGUUACCUCCAGUCUGGGAUCGAAAUGUACAUGAUGCAGCUUUAGACAUCCUGCCUGGGCGCCCUGGGGGCAAUUCUAGCAAUGACUCAGGAUCCCCUCAGAUGGUAUCCGUAUUUCUCUUUGCGUUGUAUCAAGGACUGUCAGCCGGGAACAAUAAUGCUGAACCAGGUGAAGCUCCCUCAAAAGAUGCGAUCAUCUGGAUUCUCGAUGACUUGGCAAAGCUUCACGAGUCAAGCUCAUCGUUCCGUCGCGUCUUCAGGUCCCAGAGCACUGUCCAGCUACUUCUUGACGGUCUCAAUAUAUUCUCUCCUACGAGGCAGCCUCCCGGGGCCCUAGAUGCCAAAAUAUCUGACAAGCUAACGCACUUCGGAUUACUUGUAGCGAUGGACAAGCACAUCUCUACGUCUCAAAAACAACAGAUACUUGAUAUUGUUCGCCCUGACACUCAGCCAAAAGGACGAACUGAUCCUGUGGACACGUCUGUGUCACGACUCGGUCUUGUUCAAGCAGACACGGUCCGUAAAGCGUCUGCACGUCUUGAAGAAUGGCGAAAGACGAUUCUUGGUUCGGAGCGCAAACGUUUCAGGCAGACUUUAUUAGACUUGCAAGAAAAGCGACGUAGAAUCACAUCUUUCGAAGAAAGUGUGUCUGCAUCAACAACCGAACGCGAUAUCUGGCCCCAUACAGCUCGGAAACGCGUGUGGAAAUUGGACGAGACUGAAGGACCGCACAGAGUUAGGAAAAAGAUGGAAAACAUCCUGGAGUUGCUUGUGCAGGAGUCGAACCACGAGGAAGUUUCAUCAGCUUUCGAUAUGUCGUCGCCGUCCCAGUCAGAGCUUGCUUCUCCGAAUACCGUGGUCGUUCCAUCCUGGACAGACGAAGAUGGCGAUCAUCAGCUCACUGAAGAGCUUACUGAGGACAAACUCAGGAGAGUGAGGUACCAACUCGAGCCUGGAGAUGUCAUUGAGGCUGUUAGCACUGUCUGCCGAAUAGCCGGCGUUGACUCUUUUCUUGGCAUGUUGAUCUUCGGGCGUACUCACGUGUAUAUGUUGGAGGGUCUCGUAGAGAACGGUGAUGGUGAAGUUAUUGACGCAGGUGAUGCGCCAGAAGGAUUGUUCCUUAUAUCCGGAAGUGCGGUAGACGUUCGGAACUUGCAGCGGGCUCAACGAUGGUCACUGGAACAAGUAUCAGGGUUCUCUGAUAGGAUGUUCCUUUUCCGGGACGUAGGGCUCGAGAUCUUCUUCAAAGAUAGUCGCACACUGCUGGUUAUUUUCCUUGAUAGAUCACGUCGCCAAACGGCUUCCCAGUUGCUCUCAUCGAUAGCCUUGAAAAUGAGGGUGUUAGACCCAAGCCCAACACCUGGAUCUAUUUUACACAAAUCGCUUUUGAGAAGCAGAUCAUCCACCAGUGCAGUGGAGAAAGAACUCCAAAUGGCGCAACAGCAGUGGCAGAAUAGAGAGCUAAGCAAUUUUGGAUAUUUGAGCAUUCUCAAUCAACUGUCAGGACGUACCCCAAACGAUGCAACUCAAUACCCUGUUUUCCCUUGGGUUCUCAAUGAUUACGUUUCAGAGGUGCUGGAUCUUUCAUCUCCUAAUGUGUUUAGAGACCUCACUAAGCCUAUGGGAGCUUUAACGGCUGAGCGUCGUGAGGCUGCGAUAACUCGUUAUUCUAACCUGAGCAGUGUUGACGAAAAACCAUUCCACUACGGAACACACUUCAGCUCGUCGAUGAUCGUUUGCCACUUCAAUAUUCGCAUACAGCCGUUUACCAAUAUGUUCAAGACGCUACAGGGAGGAGACUGGGAUUUGCCCGAUAGGCUUUUCACCGAUAUAAGGAGAGCAUAUUCUUCGGCAUCGCAUGACGUCCGAGGGGAUGUGCGUGAAUUGAUACCCGAGUUCUUUACUUGUCCAGAAUUCCUCGAGAAUUCGUCAAAUCUUGACUUCGGCAUUUCUCAAACUACCGGAGAACGGGUUCACAAUGUUAAACUGCCCGCGUGGGCGAAAGGAGACCCGCUCCUGUUUACUGUAAUACAUCGCCGUGUCCUUGAGAGCCACUACGUCAGCGAGAAUCUUCCUGCUUGGAUAGACCUCAUAUGGGGAUGCAAACAACGAGACGUGGAUUCUGCGAACGUUUUUCACCCUCUCAGUUACGAAGGCGCAAUUGAUCUGGACAAGAUUACCGAUGAUCUUGAGCGACAAGCUACUGUUGGAAUCAUCCAUAAUUUCGGGCAGACCCCCAAGAAGCUUUUCACCUUGCCACAUCCACCACGAAAUCUUCAAGGGCUCCUGAGCCUUCCUGUCACUGCAGUUUGUGGUGUGCCCGAGGACGCACUUGCGUUAGCAAGAGAUCCACAGCCUUUCAAGGUCGUGCUGAAUAGUGCUGUGUCGAAUAUUUCCGUCGACCUGUCUGAUGGAAAAGAUCAUGGUGUGCGUCCAUUGCCUUGUGGAGUGAUCGAUCUCCUUUCGCCUGGUCAUGAACAAGUCGAAUGGAGUCAGGAUGCGAGCGAUCGCUCACUGCGGUUGGUAUCCCACGGAAGAGUUACACAAACCAUUGAGCAGGUAGCACCCUUGUGUGCUGCCUUUGCAGACCAGGACACUUUAGUAACGGGUUCUGGUGAUAACAUCGUGCGUGUUUGGCGCGUCAAUCAAGGUCAAGCGGCGCCUGCGGGGUUUGUUGGAGCGUCAGGACGGUAUCGCAAGCAUGGAUCUUCAACACUGUCGAUGACGCACCUCCUCAGAGGACAUAGUCAACGUGUGGCGUGUAUUGCAACAUCGCGUACAUGGUCCGUUAUUGUUAGUGGCAGCGAGGACGGGAGUGCCAUCAUUUGGGACUUGAAUAGAGGGUCUUACCGGCAUUCAAUCUGGCAUUGCAAUGAAAACCUGAGAGCAGAAGUAUAUCUAUCUGCCAUCAACGAGUCUACGGGAUACAUCGCCACUUGUUCCGCUUCCCAUUUAAUGCUGCACACAAUCAACGCGAAACCAAUUACCAGACUCAACACUGUGCGCGCGCCAAUUACGUCUCUCGCGUUCCAUGAACGUGAAUACUCGCAUUUGGAUAUCCUUGCCACGGGCCACAAUGAUGGUUCAAUCACACUAUGGACAUGGAACGCAGACGGGACUUCAGCCGGGAUGCAAGCGCAAUGGGAGUUUGUUGAAGUUCGUCGGAUGGAUUCUGGGGAGGGAGCAUCUAAUAUUGCUUUGGGAUCUGUUACUGCGCUUAAGUUCAUUGGUGAACGCCUUUGUGCUGGUUAUGCUUCUGGGUUGACCUAUAUGUGGACCAUUUCUAGUAAAUAACAAUUGUAUCCGCUUUGCAGACUGGAUCCAGAGAUGAUAAAUUAUGACACUG